Molecule: messenger RNA, 934 nt
Organism: Zingiber officinale
Lineage: Eukaryota; Viridiplantae; Streptophyta; Magnoliopsida; Zingiberales; Zingiberaceae
Exons: 2
Coding region: 314-766 (150 amino acids)
Source: RefSeq, a predicted model, not a curated record
CAUCCACAAUGGCAGCAAGCCGCCCCAAACCCGCCGUGGCUGGUAGUGAAAGAGGAAACAACCAGAAGAGGAAUUUCUUAGAGAAGAAGGCAGCAAGCAAGCAAGCGCUCUUUUCGGAUUUUUGAUCGAGAAAUGGAAGCUUCUCCAGAGCACGAAGCGGCGGCCAAGUCACCACUGUCGAUCGCAGCGAGAAGAGACGGCGAAGAAAUAUUGGAAUCCUCCGAACAGAGAAGGUAGUAUCCCAUCUCCUGCUCGUGCAUCGUCUCUGCUCCACCAAAUCGGGCUUGCUACUGGAAUCGUUCUCUUCGUGAUCAUGUCGACUGCGUUGAUUAGUAGCGGAGGAGAAGCCUCCGUCGUUGCGGCCGUAUUGGAGUUGGAGUUCGUGGCCUGCGAUUGCUGCGGGCUGACGGAGGAGUGCACGCCGGGGUACGUCGCGGUUGUGCGGGAGCGGCACGGCGGGAGGUGGAUCUGCGGCCUCUGCGCGGAGGCCGUGCAGGACGAGAUCGGCCGCUCAGGGCUCCUGACUUCGACAGAAGAGGCCAUGGGCCGGCACGCCACCUUCUGUCGGGGCUUCAGGUCGGCCGAGGCGGCGGCGGUCGACCCGGCGGAGCAGCUGAUCGCGGCCGUCAAGCAACUCCUCCGGCGGAGUCUCGAGGCGCCGCGGGCGGCUCGGUCGACGCCGAGCAGCCCCCGGACUGGUGGUGGCCUUGGGCCCCGGUCCAACUUGGUCCGGACCGGGAACGUCUACCCGGAGCUGCUUGGCUGAGAAAGAUGACGUCGUCGAAAGAGAAACAAAAAUUUUCAAGUUGCGAUGAAAAACCUAUUGACUAAGCUUCGUGUUCUAAUUGUAAUGCUACUGCGAUGGCUUCGGGUUGAUCUAAAAACUAACAAAAACAACGAUUAAAUAUUAUUCCAUCAAUGGAAUAUUUAAAUA